UUCCCUGCUACAUCUCCACUGCCUCGCAACUACUCAUUCACGGCGCAGGAAACAACUCAUUUGCGUAUGAAUGCCCGCGAGAACGUGAGUGUCAACUGCCAUAAUCAUAUCUUCGACUUACAUUCUUCAGUCCCGACACACCACCGAACCAUCAUCCGCUGCUACUUCUACGACCUUCAAGGCCCGCCUACGUGACCUAUGGACGGGUCAUGCAUUGUCGCCUAUUGUUGAUGUUCCUCUCGCACAGGGUAAAGAGCGCAAUGCUGCAGCGGGUGCUCCUCGCAAAAAUAAAGACUGGAUACCUGAUGAAGACUAUGUUCCUUCACGUCCUGCUUCGCCGAAUCCUAAUUCACAACAACCGCCUGCAGUGCAGAUCAACGCUGGAGAGCAUGGGAACGGCCGGUUAUGCGGCUGCUUCUAAGCUGGCUCGCAUAUAUCUUCUAGUAUUGUACUCUUCGUUUUCAUCGCUUACGCUAUAACGUCAACAUUAACUUAUCAUAUGCAUAACCACUACUACACCCCUCGAAUUACUUAUUAUCGACAUGUAAGCUAAUCAUAAACCUCACG
Messenger RNA from Suillus discolor, 567 nucleotides. RefSeq lists its product as uncharacterized. Lineage: Eukaryota; Fungi; Basidiomycota; Agaricomycetes; Boletales; Suillaceae. Bases 210 to 479 code for a protein of 89 amino acids. The transcript is spliced from 2 exons. The record is from RefSeq and is a predicted model, not a curated record.